CCUUUGUCCGGCCGCGGACGCCUCGCCCCCUCCCUCGCCCGCCCGCCCGGCCGCCCCCUCCGACCGCCGCGGCACUGGCCAUGUAUCCGCAGGGGCGGCACCCGGCUCCCCACCAGCCUGGCCAGCCAGGUUUCAAAUUCACUGUGGCAGAGUCCUGUGACAGGAUUAAGGACGAAUUCCAGUUCCUGCAAGCGCAGUACCACAGCCUUAAAGUGGAAUACGAUAAGCUUGCGAAUGAAAAGACGGAAAUGCAGCGCCACUACGUUAUGUACUAUGAAAUGUCUUACGGCUUGAACAUUGAAAUGCACAAGCAGACGGAGAUCGCGAAAAGGCUGAACACGAUUCUGGCCCAGAUCAUGCCUUUUUUGUCUCAAGAGCACCAGCAGCAAGUGGCUCAGGCGGUCGAGCGGGCCAAGCAAGUCACGAUGACGGAGCUGAACGCCAUCAUUGGGCAGCAGCAGCUCCAGGCUCAGCACCUCUCACAUGCCUCCCACGGCCCCCCGGUCCAGCUGCCCCCGCACCCGUCUGGGCUGCCACCACCGGGGAUCCCGCCUGUCACAGGGAGCAGCUCCGGCCUCCUGGCGCUGGGGGCCCUGGGCAGCCAGGGCCCCCUCAUGGUGAAGGACGAGAAGAACCACCACGACUCGGACCACCGAGACCGAGACUCCAGCGCAAAUAAUCCCAUCUCCCCGUCGGAGAGCUUGAGAGCCCCCGAGAAGCACAGAAGCUCCUCAGAGUACAGCAUCGACCCCAAGAAGCGGAAGGCCGAGGAGAAGGACAGCCUGGGCCGAUACGACAGUGACGGUGACAAGAGCGAUGACCUAGUGGUGGACGUCUCCAACGAGGACCCUGCCACUCCCCGAGCGAGCCCCGCUCACUCGCCUCCAGAGAACGGGCUGGACAAAGGCCGGGGCCUGAGGAAGGAUGCUCCGAACAGCCCUGCCUCGGUCGCAUCCUCCAGCAGCACUCCCUCCUCCAAGACGAAAGACCCGGUCCACAACGAUAAAUCCUCUACCCCGGGUCUAAAAUCCAACACACCCACGCCGCGGAAUGACGCGCCCACGCCCGGGACCAGCACGACCCCCGGCCUCCGGCCCGUGCCCAGCAAGCCGUCGGGAAUGGACCCUCUGGCCUCGGCCCUGCGGACCCCGAUCUCGAUCGCCAGCUCGUAUGCCACCCCUUUCACCAUGAUGGGGCCCCACGAGAUGAACGGCUCCCUCGCCAGUCCCGGGGCCUAUGCCAGCCUGCACAACAUCCCUCCCCAGAUGGCCGCCGCCGCCGCUGCCGCCUACGGCCGGUCUCCCAUGGUGAGCUUUGGAGCUGUGGGGUUCGACCCCCAUCCGCCCAUGAGGGCCCCCGUGCUGCCCACCAGCCUGGCGUCCAUUCCUGGCAGCAAGCCGGCGUACUCCUUCCACGUCGGUGCCGAAGGGCAGAUGCAGCCGGUCCCGUUCCCACACGACGCCCUCGCCGGCCCGGGCAUCCCCCGGCACGCGCGCCAGAUCAACACGCUGAGCCACGGCGAGGUGGUCUGCGCCGUGACCAUCAGCAACCCGACCCGGCACGUCUACACGGGCGGCAAGGGGUGCGUGAAGAUCUGGGACAUCAGCCAGCCGGGCACCAAAAGUCCCAUCUCACAGCUGGAUUGCUUGAACAGGGACAACUACAUCCGCUCGUGCAAGCUGCUCCCGGACGGCCGCACCCUGAUCGUGGGCGGGGAGGCCAGCACCCUCACCAUCUGGGACCUGGCCUCGCCCACGCCCCGGAUCAAGGCCGAGCUGACCUCCUCCGCGCCCGCCUGCUACGCCCUGGCCAUCAGCCCCGACGCCAAGGUCUGCUUCUCCUGCUGCAGCGACGGCAACAUCGCCGUCUGGGACCUGCACAACCAGACGCUGGUCAGGCAGUUCCAGGGCCACACGGAUGGGGCCAGCUGCAUCGACAUAUCCCACGACGGCACCAAGCUCUGGACCGGCGGCCUGGACAACACGGUGCGCUCCUGGGACCUGCGGGAAGGCAGGCAGCUGCAGCAGCACGACUUCACCUCCCAGAUCUUCUCGCUGGGCUACUGCCCCACGGGCGAGUGGCUGGCCGUGGGCAUGGAGAGCAGCAACGUGGAGGUGCUGCACCACAGCAAGGCCGACAAGUACCAGCUGCACCUGCACGAGAGCUGCGUCCUCUCGCUCAAGUUCGCCUACUGCGGGAAGUGGUUCGUCAGCACCGGGAAGGACAAUCUGCUCAACGCCUGGAGGACCCCGUACGGAGCAAGCAUCUUCCAGUCGAAAGAAUCCUCCUCUGUCUUAAGCUGUGACAUUUCGGCAGACGACAAGUACAUUGUGACGGGCUCUGGGGACAAGAAGGCCACCGUCUACGAGGUGAUGUAUUGACCGGGGAUGCGUCUGCGACUGUUUCACGGGGCUGAGCCAGCAAGGCGGCCCUGAGACCCCAGCGGGCGGACCUCCCACGGAGAGCGGCCGGCACUUCCAUCACGCCCUCUCUGGAGAUGUGUGACCUGGGUGGAUCUUCCUCCGUGACCCCGGAAUAGCCCUGCUGGACUGGGACCCCUGACUUGGGUCCAGCUGUAAGGGAUCUUCUGAGCCUCUGCUGAGAUGGGGCUGGGUUUUCACUUCUCGGUUCUCACACCUGGCGGCAUCACCAUUUUCUUUUUACCAAGAUGUGUGACUCUUGCUUCUCUGUAAGACUUGUGGGAAUUGUAAAUAUUCGAUGCGUUCUGUGGGGAGCGUUUUCUGGCACACGGUGCCCGCGGUGUAUCUUCCUUCGUAUUCCCCGGGGUUUGGGGUUUGUUCCAGCAGUGGCCCUUCCUCCGCCCUUCCGCACGUUCCUUUGGAGAUACUCUGCAAGACCUGCCAGAUGGGGCAGAGCUGCCCCCCAUGGAGCCGUUUCCCUGUUGUACAUGUGAAUCGUCUGAUGUGUUUCCUCUGAGACUUGCGCACCGCAGGGACUGGAUUUCGGGGGCCACGGAUGCUGCAGCGCUGGCGACGACAUCGGUAGAACAUGCGUGUUCUCCUAUUAGGUUCUUUUCAGCACUUGUGCAUCAGCAGCAAGCGCGGGGCCUGCCUCCGGAUGGGCCUCGGAUCGUGCCCCAGACGCAGAGGAAGGACUGUCAAGAAAGCAACGUUUUAAACAAUACGCUCAGGGAGCCAAGCAAAAGAUACUAGAAACUUGUGUGGGGUUUUUUUAAUUCCAAUGAAAGUAAAGUAAUAGAGAAGAUAACCUAUAAAUACAGGUUUUUUCUAAGGUUUACUAACAACCUCGUUUCUGUACGGUGAGGGCUGGGGGCAGAGCACGGGGGGUUUCGUGUCGCUUUGGCGGUCCUCCCCCUUUCGGCCUGCUGGCGCAAGCAAAAGGGGUGGGGGCAGGGAGGGAGUCCCGUCUUCUGGCUUUUUUGUACUAAAGGAGUAAAUAAAAUUUAAACUCGGGAAAUCUACGUAUUUGUGUAGCAGAAGAUCUUGCCCUGUAAUGUAGCAUAUGGAAGAGAAUUUUUAUACCACAUUUUUUAUGGAUUAUUUUUUAAUUUUUGAUUUUGAUCUGGUAAAAAAGUAACUAUGGCUUAAAGGUGAGAAACCAACCUGUUUUUAUUAAAAGCCAAGUCAGUGCAUAAAGGA
Molecule: messenger RNA, 3620 nt
Organism: Varanus komodoensis (Komodo dragon)
Lineage: Eukaryota; Metazoa; Chordata; Lepidosauria; Squamata; Varanidae
Gene: TLE3
Product: TLE family member 3, transcriptional corepressor
Exons: 20
Coding region: 81-2381 (766 amino acids)
Biological process (GO): regulation of DNA-templated transcription; negative regulation of canonical Wnt signaling pathway
Cellular component (GO): transcription regulator complex; nucleus
Molecular function (GO): transcription corepressor activity; protein binding
Source: RefSeq, a predicted model, not a curated record